Molecule: messenger RNA, 1452 nt
Organism: Microthlaspi erraticum
Lineage: Eukaryota; Viridiplantae; Streptophyta; Magnoliopsida; Brassicales; Brassicaceae
Source: the annotation of a GenBank genome assembly
AUGGUUGGACUGUUUCUUACACGUUCUCCGGCGAUUUCCCGAUUGAAUAUUUUCCCCGGAAUCUAUUUUCUCGCGACGUCUCCUACUCUCAGGUUACAGAAACACCGAAAGCAUCAGCUUAAAACCAAAACCCAGACUUUCUCGCUAACUUCUCCUCCAUCUUCAUCAAGUUUUCAUACUUCACGUUUUUAUUCUACCGCAACAAGAGUUUCCUCCUUACCCAAAAUGGAAACUUCGAAAUUUGAUGAUAAUAAUUUGGUCGUUCUGGGCAUUGAAACUAGCUGCGACGACACUGCCGCUGCUGUCGUGAGAGGGAAUGGUGAAAUUCUAAGUCAAGUCAUUUCGUCUCAGGCAGACUUGCUUGCUCAAUAUGGAGGCGUUGCUCCUAAACAGGCUGAAGAAGCACACUCUCGGGUCAUCGAUAAGGUUGUGCAAGAAGCACUUGAUAGAGCCAAUUUGACCGAGAAGGACCUCUCUGCUGUUGCUGUUACCAUUGGACCUGGCUUGAGCCUCUGUCUACGCGUUGGUGUACGGAAGGCUCGGAAAGUUGCUGGUAGCUUCAAUCUUCCAAUAGUCGGUGUGCAUCACAUGGAGGCUCAUGCUCUUGUAGCGAGAUUAGUGGAACAGGAAUUAAGUUUUCCUUUCAUGGCGUUGCUUAUAUCAGGAGGGCACAAUAUUAUAGUUCUUGCGCAUGAGCUUGGACAGUACACACAACUUGGGACUACAGUAGAUGAUGCUAUAGGCGAGGCAUUCGACAAGACAGCAAAAUGGCUCGGCCUUGAUAUGCGAAGAAGUGGUGGACCAGCUGUUGAAGAACUUGCUCUUGAGGGUGAUGCAAAUUCUGUUAAGUUUAAUGUUCCAAUGAAACAUCAUAAAGAUUGCAACUUUUCUUACGCUGGCUUGAAGACACAAGUGAGGCUAGCCAUUGAAGCCAAAGAAAUAGAUGGGAAGUGUCCUGUCUCUUCUGCAACGAACGAAGACAGAAGAAACCGAGCUGAUAUCGCCGCUUCUUUCCAGCGAGUAGCUGUUUUGCAUCUGGAGGAGAAGUGUGAGAGAGCAAUAGACUGGGCACUAAAACUAGAGCCUUGUAUAAAACAUAUGGUAGUCUCUGGUGGUGUUGCUUCGAAUCAAUAUGUACGACUUCGACUUGAUAACAUUGUCGAAAACAAAAACUUGAAACUUGUUUGCCCUCCUCCUAGCCUUUGCACAGACAAUGGAGUGAUGGUGGCUUGGACUGGUCUCGAGCAUUUUCGUGUAGGAAGAUACGAUCCACCUCCUCCAGCAAACGAACCUGACGAUUACGUGUUUGAUCUUCGACCGAGGUGGCCUCUUGGAGAAGAGUACGCGGAAGGAAGAAGCGAAGCUCGUUCUUUGAGAACCGCUCGGAUGCAUCCUUCACUUACUUCAAUCAUCCGAGCAGAUUCUCUUCUUCAGCAACAAACACAAAUGUAG